Molecule: messenger RNA, 1262 nt
Organism: Sodiomyces alkalinus F11
Lineage: Eukaryota; Fungi; Ascomycota; Sordariomycetes; Glomerellales; Plectosphaerellaceae
Product: CrcB-like protein
Exons: 2
Coding region: 111-1262 (383 amino acids)
Biological process (GO): fluoride transmembrane transport
Cellular component (GO): membrane
Molecular function (GO): fluoride transmembrane transporter activity
Source: RefSeq, a predicted model, not a curated record
UCUAAGUCGUGAAAAAGCUGCAACCGCCGGCAUGAUGCCAGAUUGUAUCUGGAUCCAUCGCCGGGACUUCCUCCGAAUCUAUUAUCUCUCUAUUCAUUAUCUGUGUAUCCAUGGAGCUGUCCCGUGAAGCAGUUGAUUCACCACCAUGGCGAUCAGUCCCGCCAUCACGGGGUUACCAACAUGAUCUCAGCCCUAGAAGCCAUCAACGACACAGGAAACCUGCCUCUCACCUUGCGUCAAAGGUCUACACCUACUCCCAUCUCAUUUUCUUCUCUUUACUAGGAAAUCUUGCACGAAUAGGACUCCAAGCUUUGACUUUCUACCCCGGAGCUCCCGUCACCUUCCCCAUCCUGUGGGCCAACGUUGCCGGCUGCUUCAUCAUGGGUGCACUGGUGGAAGACCGUUCUUUCUUCCACUAUCCUCUUUGUCUAAGUCCAGCCUCGUCCGACCAGCAGGGAAACGUCGCCUAUAAAGCACACAUGGCGGCCAAGAAGGCUAUCCCGCUUUACCUCGGCCUGACCAUCGGCUUCUGCGGCUCCUGCACGUCCUUCGCCAUCGUCAUACGCGACAUGUUCCUCUCCGCUUCCAACGACUUGCCUCAGACCCCUCCUUUCGCCAUGACGCCCCCCUGGCCCCGGAGCGGCGGCCACUCCUUCCUCGCCGUGCUCGCUGUGCUCAUCGUCAGCGUCACGUUGUCCUAUGCCGCCUUUGUGGUCGGCGCCCACUUCGCGGCCACCGUCCUACGCCCCGUCAUGCUUCCGCUGCCGUUCGCCCUGAUGCGCAACUGCCUCGACCCCCUUGCCGUCGUCCUGGGCUGGGGCUGCUGGGUCGCCGCCAUCCUCCUGGCGGUGUUCCCCCCGCACGACCGCUGGCGCGGCGACGUGCUUUUCGCGCUCGUUUUCGCGCCGGUUGGCUGUCUCUUGCGCUUCGAACUCUCUGCUUGGCUCAACAUGCGCGUGCCCUCCUUCCCGGUGGGGACUUUUGUGGCUAAUAUACUCGGCACUGUUCUCCUGGGCAUGGGGUAUGACCUCAUGGUCGCGCCCGUGGGCGGUGUCCUCGAAUGUCAGGUCCUGCGAGGUAUCGAGGUCGGUUUCUGCGACUCCUUGACCACCUUGUCGUCUUGGAUCGCCGAGAUGGCCGCCCUGGGGAAACGGCACGCUGUUACCUAUGGCGUAGUGAGCGUCUCUACCGCCUUCUCCUUGCUCACUGUCAUCAUGGGAGCGAUGCGCUGGGGCCAUGGAUUCGGGGCACCUCUGUGCUAG